AUGUCAGACGAAUGUCCGAUCUGCAUGGAAAACUUGAGCGAUUCGAUGGCUGUUGGGCUGCUAGCCUGCUGUUCCAACUCACGUUUCUGUGCCGACUGCAUCGUCAAGUGGGGGAAGGAAAGGGACAACCGCUGCCCCAUGUGCCGCGGCGAUUUCUUCGAGGUCGUGUGCAUGAAGGGGACGAGCUGCUGGACAGUGAAGAUCUCGAGGAGAAAGGAGCGGAAGGAGCUCUCCGAGGACAGCGAGGAGGAUGCCGUGAACAACUCGAGCUGCUGCCUGUGCGAGCGGAUGAUCUACGACUGUAGAGGAGGGAUGCUGGUGGAGUGUGAUGAGUGUCAACGGGACUUCUGCCUCGAUUGCCUGGGCCUCGAAGACAGCACGAGCCUCCCGGAAGGAGAUUGGUUCUGCGGCUCCUGUGAGAGGGAAGGAACGAGGAGGAGGGGGGCAGACAGGAGGGCUGAAGGAGGGCAGCUUGACGCGAACGACGCUGCGGAGGAGGAGAACAACGCUGAAAUCAGUCAGGCUACCUUAAUAGGCGAGAGCAAGAACCGAGAGGAGAAGGGAGGAGCAGCAGCAGGAGCCCUCAAGGAUGAGUCAGAACCCGAGCGUGUCGGUCGGAGCACGCAGUCAGGCCUGUCUCAGUAG
Guillardia theta CCMP2712 is the source of this 645-nucleotide messenger RNA. RefSeq lists its product as hypothetical. The coding region runs from base 1 to 645 and encodes 214 amino acids. The transcript has 3 exons. The record is from RefSeq and is a predicted model, not a curated record. NCBI's taxonomy places the organism in Eukaryota, Cryptophyceae, Pyrenomonadales, Geminigeraceae.